GAGCUGCUCAAAGCAAAGAGCACCUCAUGUUCGAGACAGAAGCAGAGCAUUACAUUGAUUUUAUAUUUGCAUGAUUUUUUUUUUUUGUUAAUUAUUGAGCUGCAGUUUCUAACCGGAAUGACUGAAAACAGACUUAUUGUGACGAAAAGGACCUACACACUGUCUUUGAUCGUUUUUUCAGUAUUUUGUUCCUUCACCCUGGGAUCUCUAGAGUACCACUUCGUCGACCUCUCAAAAAACUACGAAGAAGCAAAAAGCUACUGCAGAGAGAUGUACACUGAUUUAGCAACAGUUCCCAACGCCGAACACAUGAGAAACAUCAUCGCUUUGGUUUCUCAUAAAACAGCAAGAGCCUGGAUAGGACUGGAGUCCAGAGGUGUGUGGAUGUGGCAUUGGUCUCUGAUCGAUCAAAACACUGACUUUUUUAAGUGGCGAUCUGGAGAACCACAGGGAAAUAACCAAGAUUCAUGUGCAGCAAUGGAUUUGAAUGGCGAGUGGUUUGAGAGUGACUGCAGAACUGAAAGAAACUUCGUCUGUCAGAAUAAUGGGGAUACCAGCGGUCACAUUUUUGUUGCUGAAGCCAAAUCAUGGAGGAACGCUCAGAGCCACUGCCGGGACUUAUCGUCAGAUCUCGUGAGCAUACACUCAGCAGAGGAGAAUACAGCAGUGCAAAAUGUGUCUGCUUCACAAAACGUAUGGAUCGGCCUCUUCAGAGAUCCCUGGAUAUGGUCGGAUGGGAGUAAUUCAUCAUUCCGCUUCUGGAAAUCCUCUCAGCCGAAUUACCGGAGUGGCCAGAACUGUACAGCCGCUGUGUUCAGAGAUGGAGGCCGGUGGAACGAUCUGAGAUGCAGUGGGAGACGGGACUUUGUUUGUUAUGGAGCGAGGAAAUCAACUCCAGCAACUGCAAAUUCAAGAAGUACGACAGCAGCAACAUUCGCCACAAACUACACAACAACUCUCACUCCUCUUCCCAUGACCUCAUCUGAGGAAGUCGGGGAAACAUCUGAUUUCUAUGUGUCCACCGACGAGCCCACAACCACAACGGAAGUCUUCACCACAACAGCAGAGACGAGCGCCACCGGGCCCACGGCGCCGAGCACCACCCAGCUUGAGUCGCUCGCGUGGAGCACAGACCUCAGCGAGGCAACAGCGAAAACGCCAGACGCGACAGCGACGCAGCCCGGGUUUACAGUGAGCGUGAGCACGGAGACUGCCUCAGCUUCAGCAACGCACAUGAAGCACAAAGGCCAGAACACGACACAAGUCACAGGUCACAUACGGCACUCAGGAAGCGUCAUAUUGAUUCAGAAAAACAUGACGUGGAUCGAAGCGAUGAGCUACUGCAGGGAGCACCACGUCGACCUGGUCCACGUCACGACCGAAGGCCUCCAGGAGGAGGUGGCCGAGAGGGCAAAGCACGCCACGUCUGCUCACGUCUGGCUGGGACUGCGCUACACCUGCAAAUUCAACUUCUGGUUCUGGAUCCGGUCGGUCCCGGGCUGCUUCCAGAACUGGGCCCCCGGACACGGGCCCGGGAGGGAAUAUGACUGUGGAGCCAGUGGCGCUGCUGAAGCCACUGGGAGGCAGCAAUGGGUCGGAUUACCAGAGACAGAAAAACUCAACUUUCUGUGUUCUCUGUGUGCCGGAUGACAGUGGAGGUCCAGGCGUCGCUUCAAAUCACAAAAUAUGUUGAAACUACCUUUAUCUCUGAUGUAAAAUUAAAAUAAAAUAUUUCUAGUGUGUGUGUUAUUGUUCUGUUUUUGGGAGCGCCUUUUUUUCCCCCCCGUGUCCCACAUGACAUCAUGGAUCCAGCUUUUGUUGAAAUACAUCUGCCUGCUCCAUUGUUGAGCCUGAAUGUCAUUAAACAUGAAAACAUUAUGCGAUGUGUAGGCGUGCACAUUCACAGUCAUGGGCAGCAAGACUGAUGUGAGAAAAUUGAUCCGCUCGGGGUUUUCCCCCCCAGAGGUGACUAUUUGCAUGUUGACCCCCUGCGUUGGGCCCCCAGAAAGUCCUCUUUCUUUUGGGCGGCUUUGGCCAGCGCGGCCCCCGGUCCAGACUGCCUGCUGCCCUCGCUGACCUGACCUUCACUAGCAGAAGACGCCGCUCGCAGACUCUCACCUUCCUGUCUGCAGCCUUGAGGAACUCAGAGCACCGACCAGGCGGCAGGAUUCAACUGUUUCAAUGCUAAAAGUUGUGUGUGUGUGUC
Messenger RNA from Salarias fasciatus (jewelled blenny), 2206 nucleotides. Its product is annotated as macrophage mannose receptor 1-like. The transcript has 5 exons. The record is from RefSeq and is a predicted model, not a curated record. NCBI's taxonomy places the organism in Eukaryota, Metazoa, Chordata, Actinopteri, Blenniiformes, Blenniidae. The coding region runs from base 118 to 1650 and encodes 510 amino acids.